Messenger RNA from Melitaea cinxia (Glanville fritillary), 477 nucleotides. RefSeq lists its product as uncharacterized. Bases 6 to 431 code for a protein of 141 amino acids. The record is from RefSeq and is a predicted model, not a curated record. The transcript is spliced from 2 exons. Lineage: Eukaryota; Metazoa; Arthropoda; Insecta; Lepidoptera; Nymphalidae.
ACAAUAUGAAUUGUUUCAAUUUAUUACCUUUCAAUUUAAGUCCUUUUGCAGACUUUUUGCCUAGUAAUAUUCCAUAUAAUUCAUUUACAAUAACCCCAGAAGUUGAUCCUUAUACAAAUGGACAGAAAAUUUUCGGUUCGAUGCCUCCGCCUUUUUUUAAUGUAGAUGACACGAAGAUUGAAGCAAUCAAAGCUUACAGUUGCUCAUUAAUGCCAUGUUAUGAUAAUGAUAAAAUAGUCGUUUGCGCCUGUAAUUUUAGGACAGGCAAUGUUGUCACUUUUAAAAAUAAAUGUGAUGUCCUUAAACAUAAUUGCAGGUUUGAUACAGAGUUUCGGAUAAUUUUAAAUGAAAUAUGCCCUUGGGAGUUCCAAUCUCGACGUACUAAUAAAGAACUUAAAAUCGAUUACAGUGAUCCUAAGUACUACAACUGAUAAUUUAAAUUAUUAUUUAAGUGAUUAAUAAAUGAAUUGAAAAAAG